GUUCACCUCUCCUCGCUCCUUUGGUUUGCAAAUGAGCGGAAAGUGACCAUAUAUUUUUGGUAUUUGACAGAACGGAAAUAGAAACACGCACCUAGACAACAAACUAUCGAUCCGAUACGUUUGAAUUGGUUUCUAAAACUUGCCCAGUUUAAUUUGUGAGGUGAACUUUCCUGGAUGAAAAAUGACCAGCCUUUAACAUAAUAUGGCAACCGAUCUGAUGGCGGUGAGCAGUGAUUCUUCUGUUCUCAAAAAGGAGCGCGCAAAUUCUAUUUCGGUGGUGGUAAGUUCCGCUUAAUUUCGCAGUGAGCGAUAUUCCAUUCCCUGAAGCAGUCGAAUUGGCUCAUUUUAAUUAAGGUUGUUUUUGAGAAUAACAUUCCUAGAUCUGACCGGACCAUCGACGGGUCUUUCAACUAUGAUAACAAUGAACCCCUUGAAGUAUGUUAUUGAUCUACGGGCAUUUAUCUCAUCAUAUUUCAUAAAUAACUAGAUCGAUGUGUCUUUAAUUUAAGCCUUAAAGCUACACAGAACGGAUGGUUAUUUUGUCGGCUGGUAUUGGUGUUAUCUAUAGUGAUCAAUGAAGUGUUAACUUGUAAAAAGCUUAAGUACGCUGAUAUUUUUCUGUGUAAUUUUUACGCAGCAGGACGACGGCGAAUUUGGCGCUCGUCAAACUUCUGCCAGAUGGAAACUUCAACACAAGAGACAAGUUUUAAAUCACAAAAUAUUUCGGCAGACAAAAUUGCGAGACGGAGCAGAAAAUCUGAUGAAAGCUCUCAGGUUAGGUUUUGUUCUCUUGUCAAGAUUUCUAAAAUUAAGUUAAAAAGCUUUUACUGAAUUAUAAGCUUAGCCUACUAUAAAUAGAUUUUCUUGUGGGCAUCUGAUUUGAAUUUGGACGUGAACUCAAGCCUUAGAAACUUCAUAUCUAGUACUUUCCUAUUUUAUUUUGAUGUUAUUUUGAAAAUAAUAUAUAUUUAUUUUUUUUGUUUUCAAGCUUUAAAUUCUCUUGACCCGAUAGUCUGAAAAAAUUGUAGACGAUUUCAAUGUUGAUUCACGUCUGAUUAAAACAAUUACAUAAAAGACACCAAUAAUGUUAAUUUUAUAAAUCAUAUUCUGUAAACUUCUUUCAAAUAUUGUGAUUUCCCUGCUGUUAGAGAGCUCUUGGAGUCUUUUUUAAAAUCCUUGGCCAUAAGUCUAUGACCUUUUUUGAAAAAAAGCAUUUGGCAAAUCUUUCACAGAUCUUUCACAAACUUUCGAAAGGCUAGCUUGCAAUGGCAGUUUGGUUAGAGGGGAAGGCUCCCCAAAUACUCAUGCCAUUAUGUGCUUCCAACCGGGGUCGUGAAGUUUCCAUGUGAUCAUCUGGACUGCCCCAGUUGUUUCAAGUUAGUAAUGUUCAGGUGAUUCAGCUGAUUUAAUAUGGAAACACUACCCGGAGAACAAUAAUGCCAAAGACCCGCUUGAAUGGGUUGACCUUGAUCGUGUGGAUAAAUCUAAGUUCUAUCUAGACGAUUGGGAUAAUCAAGAAAAAUAUGAAGUGAUCAUAUGGAAACAGUUUCAGAUAAUCAGAACAAUCGAAGGCUAUCCAAAAAUUAUCACUCAUUUUGAAUGAGCCAUAUCAUCCACAUUUUUUGACAUUUGCAUUAUUUAUACAUGUAGGUAUAAUAUUUUAUAAGGAGCCUUACAUGUAAUAAACAUGAAGUGGCAACGAAUAACACAAAAAUGAGUUGAAACUAUGACAGCGACAAAGACAAGCAUUAAAAAAAUAGAAAAUUAAAGCAGGGACAUGGUGUCCUUCUUAAUACAAACAACAGGUUUUGAAAUUCAGACUUGGGACAUACGUAGCCUCCUAUUAAGGAGGGCCUCACGAUCCAGUGAUCCUGGGUUCAAGUCUCAAUUUGAGCUUUAGCUGGAGUUGAUUUUCGGCAGUCUUGAGUUCAACUCCUCAUACAGCCGUAAUUGUAAGCCAAUUAAACAACUGGUUGACUUUCACCACUUCGGGUUUUAAUUUUAUCUAUGCUGUUAUCUUGAGAUUAUUAAUUUGUUUGUUGCCCUUGAGUUCAAUCAGGGCUGUCAUUAAGAGCGGGAAGCUGGAGAUUGAGUGUGGUCUCCAGCUACUUUUAUUGGAAAGUAGAAGAAACAUGGAACCAAAAGAAGUCCCUAGCUGUUUGAUUCCCUGCCUACUUGUUGUAUUUACCCGGGAACUUGAAAUGUUAGUGACAACCCUGACAACAGAGUGCCUAAAAACUUGCUACAGUAGCUUUUUAAGUCUGGUGGAAAGGGUUUUCCACCUGAACAACCUAAGGUACCACAGGGAUUUCAAUAAUAAUUGAAGUAGCCAACAGGUUUGAGUAGAAUACCCAAUUGUCUCAACAAGGGGCUCUUAAUCCUCACCUCUAGGGGGUUCUGGGGGCAUGCUCCCUCAGAAAACUUUGAAAUUUCAAAGCCCUAAAAUGUGAUUUCAAGCAUUGUGGGGACUAAAUUGAGUAUGAAAGAGUGUGUUUUUCAUUCCAGAAAAUGUAUCUUUCAUUCAGCAUCUGAUUAUCAGCCACACAACUUACAAGCAAUGAUCAAACGUACAUUUGAACAAGAACAAAUUAUGUGUAAACCUCCAAAGAAACUUGUGAAGAAUUGACUGAAAUACAGAGUUUGCAUAACCAAAGCAUAACUGAAAACCUGAGUGGGCCUUUAUGUUUUCAUUCAGAUUUUAUGAUAAUAUGUUAUUUGUUUACGACAUCGUAAGCGCAAGUUGCUUGUUCUUUCAGGGAGAAAAGUAGCCGACAGUCUCUGAGCAAAAUAACCGACACGUUCGUCGGUCGUCGGUGCUUAUUGAAACCCCUGGUGCCACACUCUGUUUCCCUAGAGUGUCCACAUGCCGAAGUUUCAAUAGCAGUGUAUUUUAGGAAUUUCUUUAAAAUUGGAAAAAAAAAAUUGUCUUUGAAAGUGGUUAAACAACAAAGAGUUUAAUUGGUUUGUUGCAGGUUAACGAAUGAUCGUAAAACAAAACUUGCUGUCAAGACAGAGUUGAGUUUUGCCAAUUCUCAGCUGGAUUUGCUGAAAGAAGAAUUGGAAGGGAUUAACAGUACAUUUGAUGUCUAUCAAUUUGACAGGUGUGGUAUAAAUUAUGCAUGUAGAUAUUAUGGUAAAUAUGUUGUCAAAGUAAAGUAAGGUUAAAAGCUUUUAACAUGCAUUGAUUCUCAAUUUCCCUUAAUGUCUCUUAGCCAUAGUUCAUGUUGUUAUUAUUGAUAAAAGAUAGAGGCUACAAUACAAAGGAAAGUGAGAAUCACCGUAGUAACCAGUAACUUAAAAAGUUUUAAACCUGAAUUUCAUUUUGACUCAUGAAAUACAGGCUGCAUUUAGAUUAUAAUGCAGUUUGUGGAAAAUCUAGAAGGUGAUUAUUGAAUUUUAUAACUAAAGUUAAUAUUCCUGUCUGGGAAGUCAGCUGGAAUUAAAAAAAAUACAUGUCUAUUAAUCUUCUGUGAAAGGUCAUUGAGUAUGCAUUAUUUGAAGUAAACUUUGAUUUUUCUAUCUUGAGAGAGUUAGAAUGGCCAUUUCAUACUAGCAAUGGAUUAAUAGACAGCCCCCAGUAGUUCAAGAAAUAGAUAACACUAUCCAAUGCAUAAAUCUCUAUCUAUUAGCUGACACAAUUCAGAGUGCAAAGAAAAUCGUUUUUAGCUGAUGCUAGCAUUUACUAGCCCAGACGUCAUUCAAUUAGCCCCCAAAACUUUUUGAUGAGCAGAAUUGAUUUCACAGUUCUUCUUUUAUUUGAAUUCCUCAAAAAACAUCACUUGCCCAUCGGGCAAGUCUAAAACAGAAUUCACUAGCCGGAUAGCAAAAUCCAUUAGCCCCGGGCCAUCGGACACUACCUUCGUUGCAUGCUGCAAUUGGUUGCCCUGAACCUUAUCUGCUGGACAGUGAUUUAUCCAGUGAAUAAUGCUAUGUACAGUCGACUCCCGGUGACUCGAACCCUCUAUAACUUGAACCUCCUGCUAACUCGAAGCAAUUUUCAUUUCCCUUCAGAACAUUUGCUAUUUGAUUUUACCCUCGAUAACUCGAACCUCCGAUAACUCGAACUUUUUUCUGUUUCCCUCAAAGGUUCGAGUUACCGGGAGUCGACAGUAGUGUUUGAACAACCCGGGCCAGAUGGAUAAAAAUAAUCAGAUGGAUUCUUCAUUAAUCCAAAGUGAACACUAUCGUAUUUUAACAUCAAGACAGAUUAUCCAUCUGUCAAAUAUCCCCUCUGAAAUGGAUAAUCCUUUUUUAGUCUGAAGAUGGCCAGUGCGUGUUUGCAGAAAAAAAGUCUAGCCAACAUUCCCAUCUUGAAAGAUUGACAGUCACUAAUUUAUUACAUGUGUUAUAACUAUUAAUUUAUUUUAAUGCAUUUGUUUGAUAUGCAAUUUAGGAGUGUUGAGCACCAGAUCCCUUUGAUUGCUGUUGGUCUCAGAGAAACAAAGGAUCUUGAGUUCAAGCCUAAUUUUAAAGUUAGUACAAUAACUAGCUGCUAUACAGUGUAACUGCAAAGUAUACAGUAAUACUUGUCUUAUCAACUUAGAAAGUUCAUAAUCAAAUUCAGCUAACUCAUUUGAGAUCAUUAUUUCUUCUCUGAAUCACUCAAGUCAGCUGGUGGAACAAGAUCUUGAUGUAAUAUGUUGGCUUUUUUUAUUUCACAGCUUUAUCUGUUUCAUAUAUACCUGUGAAUGUCAUUAUUUGUAUUUUUGUACCUUUCUACAGAUUUGAGCAAAAAGGCAUAUACUGUAAGCUGAUAAAAUUCCCCCAUUAAUGAAAAACCUAUACAUUGUUGAUUUAUGUAGUGUAACUUAAUCAUAGUUGAAAACUGAAAGGGUCAGGAAGGUUCUUUUUGUGUAAUAAUGUGCAAUCAAUAAAUGUAUUAGUCAUAUUUCAGGCAGUAUUGCAGAUGUACCUUGUAUGCUAACCAUACUGCCUAUGCAUAAGAGUAAGAUCCUUUAAGUUUUGUGUAACCCAUGCCUCCCCCCCUCCCCUUCUGCCUCUGCUAUCAAAAAUGCUAAAUUUUGUUUGCACUUUAGCUUGUCUAAGGCAUCCUUUGGUUGUGUUUGGGUAGAAUUCACUUUAAUUUUCACUGUAUUCUCUGUUCUAAAGUCAUUUUAUGAAUUUACUGUACAUAGCUCACUGUCUUAUAUUAAGUGGUAAUGGUGAGUUAUAUGGAAUAUUGCUGUGUAAAAAUUAUGUGCAAAUGCAUUUUCUUUAUCCUUGAUUACUACCAGGUCUCUUACAGUGUAUAAUACAUGUAGCCCAAGCACUACUACAUUUAUUCACUGUAGUUUGCCUUUUACAAGUAAAAUGGGUGUCUUGAAAACAAAUACCCCUAAGACCACUAAGACCCCCACCAAAUGAAUCUGAACUUAAUUGAUUAGGGUUAGGAAACUGAGUGAAUCAGGUUCCAUUUAAGUCAUUACCCUGGACAAACUGACCUGAAAGUUAAUUAGCUCAGUUUCCUAGCUAAUCAAUAAAGUUCAGAGUCAUUCGGUGGGGUCUUAGGGGGUCCUAGGGGUCUCUGUUUUCAAGACUACCCAAGUAAAACCCCCUAGGCAACCGCAUGACAUCUCAUAGCAAACCAAAAGCACAUAAAAUAAUUAUAUCAAAGUGUUAUUUUUUAUUUCUUUCUCAAGUUUACUUCUUUUGUAAAAUUUUAAAUCCCUUGGCGUCAAUACUUAAAUAGUCCCCAUUCUAACAGCUGAUAAGCAACUUGAGCAGGUGGUAAUGAUUAUUUUGUUUCAUUUUAGGAUGUUAUUUUGUAUCAUUAUGGUGAAGCUCCAGACGACUAUGAAAAUGAGUUGGAGCUGUUUGAAAAUCUUAGAAAGGUUUGUUUAGCAACUCAUAAAAGUAUGUUUGAGCAAGACCAUUAGAAUGAGAUAUUGGGCGCUUUCCAUUUGACCUCAAGUUCCGAAAAUUUGGAAAUGGUGCCGAAAAUUUCCAGAAAGACCGAAAGCUGCAGGGUGCUCAUUAGGCAUCAGAGAUUAAGGAAUUCUCCGUUUACUGUGAAAAAUUCUCUCGCUAAUGUUCGGUAGCCUGUGACCAUUUUUAAUUCAGAUGAGGAGCCUCUUUCAAAAUAUUUUCCUGUAACGUUACACCUUUCUCUUGCUACUAGAAUGCUUUGUGAAAACUCUGAAGCUGUUAAAUUUCUGAAAUGCGAACCAUUGAACCACAAGUUCAGUCAAUUUAGGGAGCAAAAGGAGAAAAGAAAAGUUUCAGGAAGAAAUUAUCGCAAAUUUUGGGAUACCACGUGAGAUUGUCCUCUUUUUCAAAAAUUUUUGAUAAUGCUUUUCCAUUCAUUACUUUAAGUUGCUGAGAAUUCAAACCAGAAGUUUUGGUUAAAUGAAAAGCUCCCAUUAUGUUACAAAAAUUCCCAUUCACCAAUUUCCCUUAGACCAUAAUAAUGCACUUGUUUACUCUCCAAAACCUUGCGUAGCCAUUGUCUUUGAUUUCUCUUGGCAUAUGGGACGACUGUUAUGCCCAGUAGAAUUUGGAAGCAAUGGCUAUGCAAACUUUUGGGGGUAAACAAAGUGUAUUGUGGUCUAUGUGAAAAUGGUGAAUAUCAAUGAUACGACCAAUAUUUGUUUUUAUUGCAUCAGGGUGGAUUUUCACUUUUGCACCUGAAAUGUAUUUUCGUAAAUUAUAAAUUUGCAAUGUAUAAAAGGCUUUGCAUAAUAAUUAUGUAUCCGUAAAAGUUAAACCUUGCUUGACUUUUACAUUUUCAAGAAUUGCCUCUUGGCCAUAAAAUUUUUCUGUGUGCACUUAAAAAGUUAUGACUGGAAAUCUACCUAUAAGAGGUAAUUGCAUAGGUUUGUCAUUGCAAAUAAAGGCAUAAAGUUAUUGGACACUUGUAAGAAGGAGCAAAAUAUUAAUAUUAUUGUGGGCUUGGGCCUCUUAUAGUUGGGUUCUCCUCUUGCCACUGAUGAAAAUUGCUGUCUAGAGAACAGAGGAGCAUUGGCAACACACACAAAAAAGUUCCACUGUACUUGUAGUUUCUCAGUGAUAAAUUUAAUUGAUAAAAACAAACAUGACGUAAAUAAUUAUUUUAAAGUGAAGUAAAUGUGGAUGAAUAUUAAGGUGUCUUCCUUGUGGCUAAAAUUAAUUAUUUCCCUGGUUGCUUUAAGUGCAGUGAAAUGUACUUUUCAGGGCCCUCAAAAUUAAUUACAUGAAGAACUUUCUUAACUCUGGGUUAAACACUGAUCAGGCCCAAGUACUGUUGUACACCCACUUGAAUUUUUUCUGGUUUUUAUUGUGGCAACUGCAUGCAAGUAGACUGUCCUCUGCAACCCUGUGAAAGUUUUUGUGAAGAGAGUUUAAACUGUAUAAGCAUUCUGUAUCAUUAUUGAUGCAGCAAUGCUGUUCUGCACCAGUUAAAAAAAUUAUUUUGCAAAUUUUUUUUGGUCUAGUUCGAAUUAUGAGGUCAAGCCACGAUUACUGUAUAGAAUCAAAACCCUGUUUCAGUUCACAUUCGUCAAACUUAACCGAAUCUUGUAGACAUUGUUAGGCUUUUUGUUUGCAGCUGUUGUGACUACAAUAUAAACUAUACUAAUCAGUUCUGGUGCAAACUUGUUUCUGGAACGAGUUAGAUAAAUAGACUAACCUUCAUUAGCAAAUUUCUCGCUAAUGCAUAUUAAUUUUGUCGCAUUUGAAGGGUGUUAAGGUGGAUGCUUAUCUCUGAGCUGUACUGUAAGUUGAUUUGAUUCAUUUCCAACUUGUUAUUGUUGUUCCUAGGAAGCUGUGUGCAAGGUCAGCAGAGGUGAGGGUGGUAUUCAUGCUUUGUUCUCGUAUUACAAUCAACUGUAUUUUGUGGAGAGGAAAUUCUUUCCUCAAAGAAAAGGAGUAGCCAUGCCAAUUUACUUUCACUGGUAAGACAACUUAUGAUAUGAGAAAAUACUAUACAACUUUACUUCAAGAUAGUCUACCUAGUAGGCAAAUAAAAAGUUUUUUAAUGGCACAUUGAUAAUCAAGGCAUCUUAAAUGUUAAUGCUUUAGAGAGAGAGUUAGCCGAUAACGUCAUUACCUUAAAAGGCAUUUUGCUAUAAUUUCAACAUUACUUAUCAUUUGGAAUAGUAAUUAUUUACCUUUCAACAAUAAUUAUUGAAGUGUUGCUGUCUUCCUAAGGUUUGAUAUGACAACUGGUCUACCAAAAAUACAGAGGUCUCUGGCAUUUGAAAAGGUAUGGCCUUGUCACUCUUCCAACUGAAAAUGGUGAUGCAUAAAAACCAACUUAAGAAACUCUGACUUUUGGCAACAGGCUGUAACUCAGUUUCGAAUCCUUUGCUAUGGUGCUUAUUUAUCUGACCAAAUUUCAGCCUUUAGGUUAUUAAUUCUUCAAAGUUUCUUGUGAAAUACAAGUUUUUGCAGCAUCAAAAUAAGCUUAAUUUCUUCCCUUCAAAAUCAUAAAUUUUCGUAACGUGAAAACCAACAAAUAACCAACCAAAGUUGAUCAAAGUAAUCUACAAAUCCGUACAGGAAAUAGACUUUGUUAACGGAAAAGAGGUUUCAUAAAAACCCAUGUGAAAAGAUGCCUCCUGCCUUGGGAUUUGGGGGCAAGGAUCACGGCAGCUACUGUAACGGAAGAAAUUCUUUUUAGAGAAUCAUUUUCCUUUUUUAAUUGUAAUUUAAUUGCAGGCUAGCAUUCUCUUUAACAUUGGUUCUAUCUGGAGUCAAAUUGGAGCAAAGCAAGUAAGGAGACUUAACUCAAUGUUAGUUUGUAUUGUGCAGAAAGCUAUAACCUGCAAUCAGGUGAUUUUUUUUUCUAGAACAGAGUGGGGAUAAAGAACAGUGCCUUUAUUUUUUCAUGAGCACCAACUUCCCCUGCUUUAGAAUAAUCAAUGAACAUCUGGUUGACUAGUCAUAAACAUGGCAUGAAAAAAUGAAAAUGCCUGAUCUCUUUACGCUGGAAAAUCAAAACAAUUAGCUAUGUUCAGUGAUUCUUUCCUCUUAAAAUUAGCAAAAGCAUAUUUCUGUGGUCAAGUAACAUCAGCUGGAUUUUUAUUUCAAUAUUAUUUAAUCAGCCACAAAAUCGAAAAAAGAAAACAUAAGCUGGUGAGAAUAUUGGCAGUAAAUUGGUUUUGUUUCAUUCAAGUGUCGCAAUCCUGAGGGACGUCAAAUCUUACUUUCAGCCAUUUAAAACAGAACUGUACACCUGGACCAGUCAUAAUUAAUAACUCCAGAUUCUGGCACUUUUUACAUGUGAUCUGUAAGAAAUUUGUAUCAUGCUCUCCUUCCCAAAAGAUAUACAUGUAGAGAGGGCAUGAUCGCAGUUUAAGUAGUGUACCACACUGCCUUAAUGGUAACCUUUUUGCUACAAUCCCGAACAAAACUACUUGAGAAAGUUCUCCCCAUCAUGUCCACUUUCCUGUGAAACAAAACUAUUUCCAAAACGAUGCCUUUGCGGAAAGAAAUCCCCUUCCCCCAGUUCAAUGUUGCUUCCUACAAACGCCCAGGGAUCAAGCUUUCUUUUGAAUACGCAACAACAUUGCUUUCAGGGGAAGGAGGAGAGGGAAGAACCAGUACAGCUAUGAUGUUUAGAAAAAUGCUCCCCAAGUACACAAUUUUCUCAACAGUUUUGUCAAAGAUUGUAGCCUGUAUUACAGAUGUAAUUUAACCUCAGUUAGUAACAUCUGCAAAGCAGCGCCAAUAUCCUUCUUCUGUGCCCACAAUGGACUCAACUACAGUUGAACCUGUAUAAAGCAGUCACCCUCUAUUAAGCGGUCAGUUUUCAAAGUCCCUAAAAUUACUUCUCUUGAUGUACUGUAAUUUCGACCUCUAUUACGCAGUCGCGGUCACCAUUUGCGAAGUCCCAGCAGGACUUUCUCUAUUGUCUUAGCCUGUAGUAAACGGCCACACGGCAUUCAUACAGUUUCAAAAUAAUAAUGCAACACACGAGGUACAACAAUAAUUUGAUUUCCUUGUUUAUUUUCGCAAAUCAUUAAAAUGCCGGAAAUGAAUGUUUCUAUUUGACGUCAAGCGUCUGUCCUGAUCAGCACUGGAGAGAUAAUUCUUUGAACUGUUUUUCUUGCAACCUGUAUUAGGAGGUCACCCUGUAUUAAGCAGUCAGUUAGCCAUUGCCCGAGGGUGACCGCUUAAUACAGGUUCAACUGUAAUUUGGAAUUUUGUUUUAUCUUGUGUUACCUGUGGAUUCUCCACUCCAAGGGGUUGGAUGCUUAUUUGGGACAGGGCAAAUAAGUGCUGACAUUUCAUAAUUUUCCCUUUAUGAAGGACAGAAGAACUCAAGAAGGUCUUACCAAAGCGAUUGAUGUUUUUCAGAAAGCUGCUGGUUAGUGUGAAAAAAUUCAUUCUUAAAUUUCUAAAAAUCAUUUUUGCAGAGACAAAAAAUCCCUCAUUAUAUUAUUCAAUCAAAACAUUUUUCCAUUACUGAUUAAGUAAAAUAUCAUGCAUUAUCCAUCAUAACCAGAUACUGUCGACCAAAUUUGGAAGAAUAUGUGAAGAAUGACGUCAAUCUGCCUUGGCCUGGCAGAUAAUACCCUCCUCAUUCUCCAUUUUUCUUCAGAUGACACUCAGCCUCAUUCAAUAUUGCUAAUUAUUAUUCCAGGUGUGUUCAGAUUUAUCAAAGAUAAUUUCAUCAACUCCCCAAGUGCUGACUUAACACCAGAGCUGAUGGACAUGUUGAUGGCUGUUAUGCUGGUAUGUUACCAAUGUGUAGUUCCAGAAAAUAUCCAUACCCCCCCCACGGAGGGUUGUUUACAGUUUGAGCCCCCACCCCCCCGGAUUUUCCGUUCCAGAGGGCUUCAGGUUGCUCCCCCCUACCCCCUGGAAUUUCCAUGAUUUUUUCACUUGGUCGCCCCUACCCCUAGGAAAUUCCAAAUCCACAAAUAAAAAGACUUCAUUGAUUUAUUUUGGUCUACUUAGUGCCGAAAUAAAAUUUAGCCGCAGCCGAUUAUAGUUACAAUUCAGAUGAAGACGUAAAGCGGCAUAAUUUUCACGUAAGCGAUUUGGCCAUACCACACUUGCUAUUUCAUGGAACAUUAUUUAUGGAGAUAUUCGCUAAGUAAGGUACAAAAUUGCUGGAGGAGGCUAUGAGAUUUAAUUUUCUUAAAAAUGACCGUGGAAAAUUCUAGACGUAUGAAUAGACGCGCCUCUCGCUUCCUCUAUUUUGAAAUGUUCAAACUCUAACAACUGAGCUUAUUAACACUAUAGUUCUGGCAGCUGACCUUUCGUCUGCUUAAUUGACAGAAGAUUUCAUUCAAAAAAUAUCUAAGAAAGUACUGAAAGUUGACGGUAUCAUCAACGUUUUGUAACCUAGUCGAAGUUUGUAAUUUAUGCAUAGGCGAAACAACGUAUCGAAUUACUUUAAACACGAAAUGACUAUAAUAUUACAUCAUUCUUGUUUUUGCUGUCAAACCAAAACUCAGGAAUUGACUCGAUGCUAAUCUCCAUGAUAUUUUUUGUACUUUGCAGGUGUAAUUUUAUCUACAUGUAGUAUAAUGUGCGAACAGUACUGCUAACAAAUGUUGUUUUCCUGUGUGGAGCCGUGAAGUGACUUCGCUUAUCAGCGGGAAUCAUAAUCCGUCACGCAACAUAUUUUUUAAAAACUUAAGUUCGUCUUUCAACAGGAAUACUUCAAUAAAGUUGUACGCUUUAUCUCUGUAGUUUGUAAAUGAUAGUAAAUUUCAGGCCUUACAGUUUUUUUUAACUUUUUUUAAUUUCAUGUGUAAAACGUACUUUUCAAGUUCAUUCCGGUAACUAAACAACGAAAUGAAAUCUUCGCCGUCUCUCAUCGCUGUUCACGGUUACAAAAAAAUUAUGCUUCAAACAAAUGGCAUCGUAUCGACUUUGCUAACGUUUCCAAACUCGUAACUACACAGAAAACGAUAAAACUAUGCGAUAAUCUAGUUAUUGAAGCUUUGAAAUUCGCGGGAAAUUGUUUGACUCGACGUCGAACGUGCUCAGAGGUGUGCCUCGGAGCUGUACGUGUCAUCUGGCGCCGGGAUAAUAAUAGAAAAUAUAUGACAAGGAAUCCUACGUCUAUUUCCACGGAUAGAACUUUUGGUUUUUCUUGGCUACCCCGAAUCAAUUGGAAAAAUACGUAAGUGUUCAUUUGAUCGCAUUCCAAACCCUCUGGAAAGAAAAACUCUUUAUGUACCCCCCUCCCCUUCAGAAAUUUGUCUCUUUUAGACCCCCCUACCCCUAGGAAAUUCCGUGACCCUCCGUGGGGGGGGUAUGGAUAUUUUCUGGAACCACACAAUAUUUCAAUUCUCCUCACUUGUUCUUCUGUAUUCUUUUCGCACCUUUUCUGAGAAUUCAAUUGCUCAUCAGUAGUAUCCUCCUCUCAAAACCUGCAAGGCUAAAAAAAACUUGGAUUCCAGCUUGUCUUUUGGGAAAGCAGCUAUCAUAUUUUGGUUGUGUCCAGGGUGUAUAUUAUGCAGUACCAUAAAUUCCAUGUAUAAGCCCCCCCAAACUCGUAAUGCAAAAAACCCUCUGUUAAAUGGCCCCUCCAAAUCUAAGCCUCCCUGGGGGCUUGUACUUGGAAAUUGCCCUCAAAUACAAAGUAAAAGAAAGCAGAAGUGGUAAAUUUCCUUCCAACUAUAAGGUUAGCCCAAUAUAAGCUGAAUAUAAGCCCUUCCAAAAAUAAGCACCUCAAAAAAGGGCCUUUGAAAAAUAUAAGCCCUGCGGCUUAUUUUCAGAAUUUUACAGCAUUUGGUGAUUUAUUAUUUUUCUCUGUUGAAGCAACUAUUGAGUCAUUUCAAAAAAUCCAGCAUAAGGUAAACUUGUGUGUUUUUUUCGCAGGCUCAAGCUCAGGUUUGUAGGUGGGAGGAACGUCUUCUUGAAGGAAUAGAAAGCAAACUAGCAGACAUGGUUAGCGCAGCUCAAGAGUGUGCUGAGGUAGAGUAUUAAUAAUAACUGACAGAGGUAUUAAUAUAUAAAUUUGUAUAGAUAAUAGCAGGAUUUGUAGUGAUAUUUGGCAUAUAAAUACCAUCAGUGAUAUUUUAAAAUUGUUACAUGUAAUUUCGCGAGGCGCUAGGCGAGUGAAAUUUGAGACAAUUUUGAAAUGUCACGAAUGGUAUUUAUGCCAAAAAUCACAAACAAAUCAUGCUAUUAUUUGUUUAUACUUCUACCCGCAAAGGUUUUGUAAUUUUCUCAGUUAGGUAUUUCAAAUUAAGCUGAAAUACCACUGCUCUAAGCCGAUCAAAUUGCAGAAAUUUCUCAUGCAGUAGUAUAAAUACAUGUAUUCCCAUUCAUUUCAAGCUUGCUAUUAGAGGAGAAGAAAAAGUUUGGGAGAGUUAAUUUUUUUUGUUAAUAACUCAUGUGAUUACAUAAUUGGGCUCCACUCAGUCCUAUUACCAUUAUAGUAUUUAAUAAUAUUAUACCCCCCCCCCCCUGCCCCCUUGAUACUGGCUCUCUGUGUUAUGUCAAACAUAUUAUCACAUGUCAAUUUCUACUUUGUAUAGUUGCAAUAAUGCUUAUGGCAGUGUAAGGAAAUCAUUGAUUCUGGAAAUCACACUACAUGCAUCCUAGCCUGCAUAACAGGCGCUUUAUGAGCCAAGCGAGGGGAACGCGACAAUUUGUGCAAAGGGCGAAACAAGUGCGGCAUCCUUGAGCGUCCUGAUUGUUAUUAUCUAAUCUUGUGAUUACUUUCUGCAGGUUAGUAAUAGAUACAAAAGGGCUCAGAUGAUGAUGAAUGCUGGAAUCUGCUUGAGUUGUGUUCCUUCUUCUUGGAAAAACUUGAUGUCGGUGAGUUGUGUGAAUUGUUAAAUUUUGGUUGACUUCUCCUUUGUAUUAAAGCCAACAUAAUUUUAGGUAAUAAUGAAUGACAGCUGUCUGGUAAUAAAUUCAUUGUUAUUAUUAAUAAUACAUGAAAUUUACUUUAUUUGAAGGUUAUGUGUCUCCACUACAAAGCCUUAUCGCACUAUUAUGUUGCCGAUGGGUUGCUGAAAAGUGUUGGUAAGGUCUGAUAAUUUAUCCAGUGUUUAGUAUCAAAAAUAUUACUGCAUUAGGGCUUUUACUAAGUCACUACGUUAAACAGUUCAAUUGCUACCUCCUUUCACUGUAUUGUUUCACUCAUUGGCAAAAAGUCCCAUUUGGGGACACAAUACAAUUUUUUUGUUUUAAUAUUUGGUAGGUACUCCCAGUGAUGAAGAACAAAAAGAAAUAGUGAUGUCAUUAUUGCAUACAUCUCAGCCAGAUGGUAAUGCCACCAGGCAAAAACAAGGUAAUAAUUCUCUUUCUCCUCCAAAAUGUGACAGCAAAUUUCACUCUGAUGUUAUUGUAAAAUUGUCUCUUUUCCUUUGUGUGAAAAGUCAAGCCUUAGAAGAAAGGAAGUGUUUUUUGUAGAUGACACUGUCAAUUUUAAUCAUAGAAACAUAUUCACCUGGAUAGUCAGGGGGGAUUUUAAUGCAAUAUCAAACUUAAUUUGCUAAGUUGCGAUUUUUAAGAAACAGGAAAUUUCUGCUAUAUAACAGCAUUAUAACGCCAAAAGUUGACCCUGUCAUGUUUUAGAAGCGAUCCGCAAGAACGACAGCAAUAAUUUUGGAAUUUCUGGUUAGAUCAGACUACAAUAGUCACGUUAUCUUUUCUUGUUUCAAAAGGCUAACUUGCCUGUUUUUGUUCAGUGGUAGAAGUUACUUUACAGUCCCUGCUAACAAAUUGUCACAUAUGCCAGCUGACCAAUUUGGUGGUCAUGUUGACUAUUGAACUAAGCAUGUCUUUUCUACCAGCAAAAAAUGAAGUUUUUCUUUAACUUAGUUUAUUAAUAAUGUGGUCAUUAGCACACAAGCUAACAUACAUGGUUAAAUUUCAGCCAAAGCGCACCUUCAUUCUGCUCUAAAAUUGCAUGAAGAAGCCAUGAAAGCAAGACAGAUUUGUAGGCAUUGCAGAAAAAUUGCAGGUCUACAUAAGGUAAAAUAGCAACAAAUGAGAAAUGCAUUAUUUUACAAUUUGAGGAUCCUUGCAUGAAUUUUUUAUAACAAAUUGUCUAUCACUAACAUUGUCAGACAUGUUAGUUAUAAUUUAAAUGGGGCAUAUUAUUUUCCAUCCAAUCUUUUACCAGGCUCUUCAAGAAGCUCGCAUGACAACCACCAACACACUGGUUGCUAUGGAAGAAGAAGAUGAUUUUGAUGAUCCUAUGACCCCUACCCCAGUAAAAGGUCUGUUUAAUGAUAUCAAGGUUUGCGUAUAACAGCAGCUGGUUGUAUAAUGCCAUGCACACUGAAUAUUUUUGUCUAUGUUCUUCCCAAUGCCUUAAUAAUGUUAUUGUGGCAGGAAUUUUUCAAGUUAUAAUUACUUAAUAGGAGUUUUAUUUUGCAGCAUUACCAAGAGUAAAGGCCUGUUGUAUUCAGCCCAACUUCAACAGUGCAUCAGUAGAAGACUUGUUUCACAAACUGGUAAGCAACUCAGUUACCUUUCUAAGCAUUUUUAUUGCUCAUAUCUUUAAUUAACUUAUGUGGCUGUACUCUGUCAUGUGUGACUAUUAUUGCCAAAAUUUAAGUGCAUACAUGGGGUGUUUUGAACAGACAGAAAAUUGUUGUUGCUCGAAAUAUCUGUAUGUCUUAACUGUUCGUCAGUAGGAUGCCUAAAAUGUGUGCAAUUCCACAAUUGGUUUCAGCUCCAUUAAAUCCUAUACCAAUUGCAAAACAUUUUAGGAGGAGCCACCCAUAAUGUUACAGCACAGUUAUUGACAAGGCCUAUGAGUAGGAAAACAGUCUAUUGCAGUGUGUUAAAUAAUGAACUAAAAUACACACACCAGUUAAAUAAGUGAAUAAAGCAUGUGCAAUUUUGGGAUUAAAAUUGCAUGUACACACACAACUUACACCAAAAUACUGGAAGAAUCCUGAAAUAAUUAAAUCAACAAGGGAUAUGGUGGCACCAUGCAACCAUUGAUUGCCAGUGUCAUCUCCCAGGAUGUAGUGUUAUACUUCUUGAUGAUAACGCUAUGACACUUGAAGAACUUGCUGGUUGAGUUGGUGUUGGGGUCAUGUUUGAAUUUUUACAGAUCGAACUAUAAAAAAAGCUAAUUUAUCAUUUUUGAAGCAAUCACUAGAGAGAUCUUCGAGGUUUCCUUCAAAUCUAAAACUUAGAGAAAUUUGGUCUCCUCAAAUGGCCAUGUAAUGUUCUAUUUUAUUAUGGAAACACCAAUGAAAUACUAAACCAUUCACUAAAAUAUCUUUUGCUGUUAAUGGCAUGUUUUAUUAUUAUUUAUGUAAAUGUAGUAUGCUACCACUCCUUGACCACCAGGUAUUUGUAAAGUAGUAUAAUAUUGGAUGGACACAAAGUUUACUUUAAAAAAUACCAUUUUCUUUUUAGGGUCCUGUCCACAUCUUCAAUGCAAAAUCAGAAUGGAGUACAACAAAAACUGUCGAGCUGGAAAGAAGAAACGGUGGAUAUGGCUUCAGUGUUAUUGGCUCUGCUCCUGUGAUUGUACAGAGCGUAGAGAAAGAAGGAGCUGCAAAGGUGAUUUUGUAAAUAUUCUGCAAAGAUGAUCCUCUUAUAAGACAGUCAUGAUAGUGGUAACACUGGCAGGUACAAAAAACACAGGUCAUACGUCACAAGUGCAAGUCACUGCUCUAUUGAUAUAAAAAUAAGAAUUAUUCGCGGUUUCCCCUUAAGCUAACACUCUAUAGUAUUGCUCAGAGACACUUGAAGUUUUGCUUAUUUCCUGUAGCACGGUGACCUUUACUCUGACCUGCACUUGUGACCUGUGUCCUGUCACGUUUGUUUUGUACCUGCAGUUUUAAACACUAAAGAAUUUGUGCCAGGUCUAAAGGACAGGUCACUUUUCACAGGUCAAGAUCAGUAGAAGUCACUACUCCAUUGAUAAAUUACUAAACCACACAGUUUCCCCUCAAAAUAAAAGUACCACUUUUGUAAAGAGAUAUAUUAUGGCUAGGAGACACGUUGCUGUUAAUAAUCUGUAGCAUCGUGACCUGUUCUCUCACCUGUGGAAGGUGACCUGUGUUUUAAACUCACCACUUGAAAGGUCAAUCAGUAACACACUCACUUUUUAGUUAGCAGUUAUUAUAGUCUCCUCAGUUUUUUGUUACUUGGAUAACUAUGUGACAUAAAAAGAUAUGUUGACAAACUUUUGGGUUAAUUUAUUUUUUAUUUUUUAUUUUUUUGCAUCAUAGGAUGCAGGGGUCCAAGUUGGAGACGUAAUCACUGGAGUUGACAAUACAGACUGCAAAUGGGGAGAUCACUCAUUUGUUGUCUCAUUAAUUCGCGAUACUGAAACCUGCGUAACACUUGAUAUUGUGACACCCAGCUCUCUCAAAGAGAUAGCUGAGAUAUACAAUGUUAAACUGGCAAGAGAUGACCAAGUUGUAACAAGUGACUAUAGCGGUUCUAUUGGGAGUAGGAGUUCUAGCUCUUCACGUAACAGUACCCUUAAUGGAUUGUACUCUCUGACUGGAAGCACCCACAGUUCAACUGGUUCAAGACCUGGAACUCCUGUGAAGCACAGUGCUGCGCUAGAAACUGGAAAUGAGUCAAUAAUGUGGUAGCAGAUGGUGGAUGUUAAUUGCGAAUGAGCAGCAAGUUGCUUUCAUUAUAAAGGCAGUCCAAGUGAUCAAUGCAGUUCUCACUUUUGAAGCAUUCAAGGAAGCGAACUGUGUGUACUGAAAUUUCUAAAGGCUUAUCUGGUUCUUAAUUUUUUUCUGUAGUCAAAGGAAAUACUUUGAUGGAACCUUGUGUGAGAGUUAGAUUGCAGUUCUACUAUAAAGAAAGACCAUCUGAAUUAGUAACUUUCUCAUAUACAUUUCAGUAAUACUGUAAAUGAUUUUAAAUUAAUACUGCAGUCAUGAUCAACAUACCCUUAAGUAAACAGUACCGUACAAUAGCUGGUCAUGUUAGCAUUUGGAAUGAUGCAAUAUUUUAUUGUACAUCAGUGGCAAGUACAAUACGCAGAUCACAGGUCACAAGUAAGGUUAGAGGACAGAUCACUGUACAAUGGCAAAUAGACAACAGUAAACACCCGGUGUCUCCUAGCUAAAAUUAAUUACACACCCCAAAAUAGAGUUUUAGCUUUGAGAGGAAACUGAUUAUCUCAGCUAUUCAUCAAUAGAGCAGAGACCUGCACUUGUGACCUGUGACCUGUGUUUUGUGCGUGGGAGUAUAUUACGUUAACUGCAAGUCUGACAGGUGAAUGUUAAUUCAUGUGUCUUAUUUUGCCAACUGUGUAUUUAUUUUGUUAUUGAAAAUAAUUAAUUCUGUAAAUUUGAGUGUAUAAUGUACAUAACUUACCCCCUCUGUGAUCAGAACUCUUUUGGAUAUAAUAUACUUACAGCAACAUUGUUCCUUAAAUAUUUAGAAUAAACUAAUAGUGAUUACUUGAAACUAUAAUAUUAUAUUUUUGUCUGAAUACUACUUGACCAAAAAGAAGGCAAGAUUAAUUUCAGAAGAAAAGAAACUUGCAAUGUUUUCAUCAUUGCCUGGAACCUAAGGGCCGUAUUACACUUUAUUAACCUUGUAAACUAGAAAGUUUCAAUAUUAUUGCUUGCUGGAGAGCUUGAUAUUGUCUAUUGUUCUAUGUUUAGAGAGUCAUUGGGCAUUAUUAACUGUCGCCACUGCAUGGAUGCAGAAAAAUACAGGAAAAUAGUAACUUGGAAAGUUAUAUAUACAUAACUAUUUUAUUAUUGGUUCAGCCGCAGCAUAAUUUACCCAAGCAUGUUAAACUGCUUAAAAUAUUGAAUAUUGUCAUCAUAUUAAAAGAAAAUUAUUAUAAUAGAUAUAAAGCUUAUGACCCAAACCACAGUGAUUUAUUCAACAUAUACAUUCACAAUGUAUAAAAAUAUUAAUUUAAAAAUGUAUUGCCAGAUCGUAUAAAG
Messenger RNA from Porites lobata, 18785 nucleotides. NCBI's taxonomy places the organism in Eukaryota, Metazoa, Cnidaria, Anthozoa, Scleractinia, Poritidae. The record is from the annotation of a GenBank genome assembly.